ACCCUUCGUAUGUCUUCAGAUGUCUGUACUCAUAUUUCCAUGGUCACUGUUUGUUCCUGCCCUGUGGCGUGUGGUGGCAUGUGUCAGUCUGGGCAUGAAAAUGAUCGCUGGUCCAUGAGAAGCUGCACAUUUCUGCCAUAGCUGGGCUUCUUUCAUUAACUUAACAGCUCACUGAGCCUGACCUGAACCUAUCCGCCAUCGACACACACACUCUCCUGCCUGCCAGCUGGCUGUCACUGUGGUGUCAGUUUGCUCUGGACAUGUGUGUGUAUGUGUGGUCAGGUUUAGCUGGGCUUCGCUAGAGAGCGUCUAGUUUGGACUCAGAUGGACCGUGUGGUAGGGAGAUGGUGCUCCAUAAGGCCAUAACUGCUGCUCGUGUUGGAGAUGUUGAUACUCUAAAGCAGCUGUUCACAGCUGGAGGUUUGAAAGCAGCUAUUAUUGAUGCUCAGGGAGCAGGACCAGUUCACCAUGCGGCACGUUGUGGCCAGCUCCACUGUCUGCGCUUCCUGGUGGCUGAAGCAGGGCUGCUGGCUAACGGACGGGCUCUAAAUGGUGCUACACCUGUCCAUGAUGCAGCUGCUACAGGCCACACACGAGAGCUACAGUGGCUGGUGCAGAAUGCAGGAUGCAGUGUGCAGGAGCAGGAUGAAGCAGGGACCACUGCACUCCAUCUUGCUGCACGGUUUGGUAGGGUGGAAGUUGUUGGUUGGCUGCUGGCCUCUGGGGGCAGAGCUGAGGAGGAAACUGACUGUGGUGCUGUCCCUGCUCACUAUGCUGCUGCCAGGGGUGAACUUACCUGUCUGAAACUUUUGAUAGGCCAAGCUCCAGGAUGUGUGAACCAUCAGACUUUCAUGGGAGCCACGCCCCUAUACCUGGCCUGUCAGGAGGGUCACCUACAUGUGGUGGAGUAUCUAGUGAAGGACUGUGGAGCUGAUGUGCAUCUCAGAGCGCAGGAUGGCAUGACACCGCUGCAUGCUGCUGCUCACAUGGGUCACUAUUCUCUUGUUGUCUGGCUGGCCUCAUUCACAGACGUCAGCCUGUCGAGUCAGGAUAACGAGGGGGCCACUGCUUUGCAUUUUGCUGCCAGUGGGGGGCAUUGUCGCAUACUGGAGAGGCUGCUGCGCACGGGGUCAAAGGUCAUCAAAGAUGACUGGGGUGGCACUCCUUUACAUGAUGCAGCUGAGAAUGGGGAGAUGGAGUGCUGCAGGAUACUUCUAAACCAUGGGGUCAGCCCUUCGGAGAGAGAUGUAGAUGGCUUCACUUCAGCAGAUCUGGCUGAAUAUAACGGGCACUAUGAGUGUGCCAGGUACCUGCGCUCUGUGGAGAGAGACCCCUGUGGUUCUGUGCAGCUUCUGAAGGUGAGUGAUUCUUUGGAAGAGGACCUGAGGGAAAGACCAUUGGUGUCACGAAAGCCCAGCUCAGGAGAUUACUACAGACAUAUCAGUGAAACCCAACGAAACAUGGACAACCUUAAGCAGAAUGAAACUAAGGACACCCCUGAAGCUUGCCACCAGACUCAGUCACCUGCUCCUACUCUUCCUUCGUCCACUUUGCCUCGCCUUCUAACCUCUAAGAGAACUUUGACCAGCAGUGUUCUGCACAGCCAAAUAGCCAACACGGUGAUGAAGAACUUAAACUCCAGUAAACCGGUUCCAGAGAAAGGGAGAAAGCUUUUGGGAACAAUGAAAUUGGGAGAUAUGAAAUCAAUCACCUCUCUGAGAAAAUCUGGAUUAUCAGAGCGAUUGACUCCUGCUAAUAAGAUGGUAGUGUUACCCACAGAGGAGGCUAACCUAUCUGAUAUUGACUACUUGGUGCCAACUCAUGAUGAGAAGGGCAGGCCUAUAGCUGAAUGGAAGAGACAAGUGAUGGUGCGGCAGCUGCAGGCUAGACUGCUGGAUGAUGAAGCCCAAAGAAGGAAGGAGAAUGGGAACAGAUAUACAAAGAUGGACAGCUGGAGGUACUCUCAAGCACACAAUGCCAUACUGGGUCCAUUUGGAGAGAUGCUAACUGAAGAUGAUCUGAUCUACCUGGAGAAGCAGAUCCAAAGUGUCUCCAUGCAAAAAAACUGCAAGGGCUAUGAGAUGGAGCUGGCUCGCCUAGUGGAGGAACUCCGGAACAUUCUUCCAGCACCCAUUGUCAACAUUACAGUCAAUACUCAGUACAGAAACCCUAACACACAGGUUAAACUGCCUGUGUGGUGUAAUCGGAUAUCUGGAAUAGUCAUGAGCAUGUCCCUGCUUAUGACUAACUUGACUGAUGAGUCUUCCUCCAAAAUGCCUAACUCUGAACUUGUGACUGUCUUCUCUCAAAACCUUGAGAGGCAAAAUUCAGCCCGGGGACGGAGGGCAGAAAUCGAACAUGAGAUUCAAGAAUUUGGAGUAUCCGUGAGCAAUUUGAAGUCCAACUUUGAGAAUAAAGGUCAUCCAGUUUCUGAGGAUUUGGAUAGUACAGAGCUGUGUGUGCAAGAGGAAGAAAUACCUGAGAGUGCCUCAAUAGGACCCUCAGAGAAUGAUGAGCCAACAGAGAUGAAUAAAAAUGAUUCAUCCAGUGACUGUGAUGAAUUCAAUAAUGUUAUGGAGAGCACUAGCCUACGCAAGGAGCGUAUUGUGGUCCUUUUCCUGGGACACUGGAAGAAGUCUGCUUACGCUGUAACUUUGAAAAAUGCCCAAAGGAAGCUCAGCCUAGACAGUUCUGAGAUGCCAGAUAGGAGUCAGGUUCAGCGCAAAGCAAGUUUGGAUAUCUCACCAAAAAAGAUGAUAGAACAUGGGUCUUUGGGACAGUUCUUAAAGCAGAGAAGUGCCAUCAACAAAAUGAUCGGCAACUGGAGAAGCAUGAUCUCAAUUGUUCCAUCUCGGCAAAUCCGGAGGCUUAAUCGCCAGCAGGCACUUUAUUCACCCGAGCAGUUCUUGCCCCGCAUGAAUGGAGCACCUUUUGAAUAUGACUCUCUGACACUUGAUCUUUUCAUGCUUGGUUACUUCCACAUCCUUGAGCAGGACCUUUCAGCUGAUGAGAGGAAGAUGAGGCACCUGCUGUGUUUUGAGGUGUUCGACCAUUUGGGUCAUUUUAGCUGGGAGACAGUGCGGGAUUUCCACAAGGCCGUUAUCAAAGAUAUUGAGGCUGGAAAUAGGGAAUGGAAAGAUGGGUUUGAGGAUAUUAAGGUUAAGUUCUUUAGUGAGGUGCCUCCACAGGUGAAAAGUCUGGAGAAGAGCCCAAAGGCAGAGAUAAGGCCAGUGCCCAAAGUGAUUGUCCAGACUCCAACCCCGGAUGAGGAAGAUACUUUGAUGAGAAGUGGAGACUUCAGCAGCUUGACCAAUGAUGAAAUCUGCAAAUACAUUGACAGGAGUUUUGCCUUUUGGAAAGAAAAAGAGGCUGAGAUUUUUGACUUUGAGUAAAUCAGAAACUGAAUUAAUUUUUGUAAUCAAGUUUAGUUGUAGUUGUAGCCAUUUCCAAACCAUUUAGCUAAAUCUCAUGACAGCUACUUGCCGGCCUGUUUUAUUCUUGAUAUAUGAAUGACCAGAUACACACAAAUGGUUAGCAGUUUUGGGAUCAACACAGGAGUGAUGAAGGUCAGCCCAUUAACCUAAAGAGAGGGGCCAGUUAUGCUCUGUACACCUCAGAGCCAUGGAUAGUUUUGCAUCAUUGGAAUUUAAACUCAAUAACUUACCCCACUUGUUAACUCACUACACAUUUCUUUUUGAUACAUAAUGUAUGUCUAUUAUAUUUACUAGCCAGAAAAUGUUUCUUUUUUCUGUGAAUAUAUAAAAUGCCUUGUUGAAAUUUUGUUAUUUCACUAAAACCUUUUUUUAAACAAUAAUGUGGAUUCAUACCAAACACUGAUAUUAGUUUAAUCUUUCUUCAGGUUUGCUGUGGACAUAAGAACAAUGUAAAAAUAACUUCACAAAACUCUUUUGUGCUGACAGAUUUCACAACGGAAUAAAGUACAGAACUAUAAUAAACUAUUUGAUAAUUUAU
Molecule: messenger RNA, 3972 nt
Organism: Hemibagrus wyckioides
Lineage: Eukaryota; Metazoa; Chordata; Actinopteri; Siluriformes; Bagridae
Product: espin-like protein
Exons: 10
Coding region: 345-3392 (1015 amino acids)
Biological process (GO): actin filament bundle assembly
Cellular component (GO): cytoplasm
Molecular function (GO): actin filament binding
Source: RefSeq, a predicted model, not a curated record